This is a messenger RNA of Erythranthe guttata (spotted monkey flower), 2244 nucleotides long. The record is from RefSeq and is a predicted model, not a curated record. Lineage: Eukaryota; Viridiplantae; Streptophyta; Magnoliopsida; Lamiales; Phrymaceae.
AUGCUAACAAAAUUUCUUUUGUGUUCUCUUCUCUUCCGUUAUGUAUUAAUCAAAUGUGUUGUGUCGGUUUCUAACGAAACCCACACAAAUACACCUUUGACAACUAUCACAAAAGGUGGCAACAUAACUAAGCCAGGCUGCCAAACCAAGUGUGGGAAUUUAACUGUUCCAUAUCCAUUUGGCAUUGGAAUAGAGUCAGGAUGUUCUAUCGACCCUCAAUUCGAUAUCAACUGCAACACAUCUUUCAACCCUCCAAUGCCCUUUAUUUCAACAGGAAACAUUGAAGUUUAUGAUAUAACAGAUUCCCAAAUAAGGAUCAAGAAUUUGGUAGCUGUCGGAUGUUACGACAAGCUAGGAAAGCCGAUCAGGCAAACCUCAUUAUGGAUCGAGUUAUCUCCAUACUUGAGCUUUUCAGAUGCAAAUAAAUUCACAAUCAUCGGAUGUGAUGAUUUCUCCAUAAUAUCAGGAACAUAUGGGUCUGUUUUCUCCACAGGUUGUGUUUCCCUUUGUUAUGAAAAAGAGGACCUUCGUGAUGGUUCUUGUACUGGUAUAGGUUGUUGCCAAAUUUCAAUACCAAAGGGCUUACAGAGCUUUCAAACUUCUCUUGGCACCCUUGAUAAUCAUAGUAGAGUCUGGUCCUUUGACCCUUGUGGUUAUGCCUUUCUAGCAGAGCAAAACACAUACACAUUUCAUUCAUCUGACCUCAUGGAUGGCACAUUUGCAAACACAAUCAUCCAAAAUGUCCCGAUACUCCUAGAUUGGGUGAUUGGCAACAAAAGUUGCGGCCAAUCACAGAACUCGAGUGAUUAUGCAUGUCAGAAGAACACUUAUUGCAUUGAUUCUGACACAGGUCUUGGUGGGUAUCGUUGCAGCUGCUUGGGCGGAUAUCAGGGCCAUCCAUAUCUCGACCCAGGUUGCACAGAUAUAAACGAAUGUGAGAAUAGUCCAUGUGUAGCAAAGUCCAUAUGCACUAAUUCUCUUGGUAGCUAUAAUUGUUUGUGUUCUGAUGGCCUUACGGGUGAUGGCACCAAAAAUGGCACUGGCUGCUAUAAACAUAAGAAACCUAUAUCAACGCUGAAGUUAUCAAUAGGUUUUGGUUUAGGCUUCUUGGUUUUAAUAAUCGGCAUUAAUUGGUUAUACUUCAUCAUUCAGAAGAAGAAACUCAUGAAAGUCCGAGAAAAGUUUUUCGAGCAAAAUGGUGGUUUCUUAUUGAAGCAACGACUUUCUUCUAAUGAGACUACUAUAGAAUCAACUAAAAUAUUUUCUGCAAAAGAUCUUGAGAAGGCCACCAACAACUAUUCCAGUGAUCGCAUCCUCGGCCGAGGGGGUUAUGGAACAGUUUACAAGGGGAUAUUGAGAGAUAAACGUAUUGUUGCAAUCAAGAAAUCCAUAAUAAUGGAUCAGAGUCAAAUAGAGGUUUUCAUUAAUGAGGUAGUUAUUCUGACUCAGGUUAACCACAGAAACGUGGUCAAAUUAAUGGGAUGUUGUUUGGAAACUGAAGUACCUUUGUUAGUAUAUGAAUAUGUAUCAAACAAUACCCUCUUUUACCAUAUCCAAAACAGUGGGGACAUGCCCUGGUUUUCUUGGGAAAAUCGACUGAGGAUUGCUACAGAAGCGGCAUGUGCACUUGCCUAUCUUCAUUCUUCGGUAGGAAUGCCGAUUAUCCAUAGAGAUGUUAAGUCUGCCAACAUCUUGUUGGAUGAGUGUUAUACUGCAAAAAUAGCAGAUUUUGGAGCUUCAAGACUCAUCCCUAUUGAUCGAACACAAGUGACCACUCUUGUACAGGGGACCCUGGGUUAUCUUGAUCCCGAGUAUUUCCAAACAAGCCAAUUGAGAGAGAAAAGUGACGUUUAUAGUUUUGGGGUGGUCUUGGCUGAGAUCCUCACAGGGAGAAAACCUCUGUGUAUUCAAAACAGUGAAGAAGAGAUGAACCUAGCUACUUACUUUGUAAUGUUUGUGACAAAGAAACGCCUCUUCCAAAUUAUUGAGCCAAGAAUUUUGAGGGAAGGGAGUUUGGAGCAAGUUAGCGCAGUAGCUGAGAUUGUUAAAAGAUGUCUCGAGUUAAAAGGCGAAGAAAGACCAACUAUGAAAGAAGUAACAAUGGAACUGGAGAGGUUAAGAAAGUAUCAUUUACAGUCUCACAAACAAGAAGAGAUAAUCCCCGAUAGAAACAUGGGAUUAACAGGUGAGCAGCAUCCUGAUCUAUAUCCAGUGUCGAUGAAUUUGGCACAACAAAUUGAUUAA